Molecule: messenger RNA, 1696 nt
Organism: Galendromus occidentalis (western predatory mite)
Lineage: Eukaryota; Metazoa; Arthropoda; Arachnida; Mesostigmata; Phytoseiidae
Product: coiled-coil domain-containing protein 174
Exons: 9
Coding region: 259-1446 (395 amino acids)
Cellular component (GO): nucleus
Source: RefSeq, a predicted model, not a curated record
AAUGUCGAAUAUAUCGACGGUUCUGCUGAUCAGAGCGAACUUUUCCUACAGCGCGCGAUUCCUCUUCGGUCGCUCCAACCGCCAUGCCACGCCGUCACCACCGCUAUGCCGAGAACAACGAUAACAAGAAUGCAUCCAUCCGUGCGGGAAGAUCGACGGACGGCGUGAAAAGUUCGGUCCGCUCAGCUGGUCGAGUUGUGGAGCACAGAGUCCCUGGUGGUGUUCUAUUCCUUGUUUGAUCUCCCAUUCUAGUGAGCCAUGAAUAUCGCUUCGGGAUCCGCGGCCAUUUUGGAUCUCAAGGCCGAGCUCCUCCGCAAGUACAACAAUGUGAAGAAUAAAAACAACUCGGAAAAGAUCGAGCCCUUCACUGUCAGGAAAGGUGGCUUCAAAGUUGAAUUACGAAAACCGAAAGUGAGGGAAUCGGAACACGUUCCACCCGCAGACGACGGCGAGGAGGAGGCGCUAAAUGAAUCGAGACGCCGUCUCGAAGAGAAAGCUCGACUAUACGAUGCGAAGAAGGCCGAGGCGUGGACGGAGGAGACCGAGGACUCUCUGAUCGACUUCAAUCGGAAGAGGAAACUGGAACAGAAGCAUCUUCAAGAGGCCAACGAGGACAGUUCAGACUCGGAUAGCGAAUGGACAACCUUCGAGGAUGCGCUGGGGAGGACUAGGAAAUGCCUCAAGAUUGAUCUGCCGCAUUAUCGGAACGAAGACAUGAAACUCACAGAGUCGUUGAAAUCUCAACGACCCGGAAGUCAGACCCCUGAAGCUCCAGCCUCCGACCCGUUCGUCAAUAUCCCGCUGCCGGAGGGUCCGCCUGUGGAGGCGACAGAUCCAGCAGAGGAUCCUGGGAAACAAGAGCGGCUCCAGAAAUGGGACGAAAUUGAGCAACAGAACAACUCAAAAGAGCAUCUACAUUAUCGAGACGUCCUCUUCGAUGAAAUCAGGGAGCACGGGCAGGCCCAUUUCGAGUUCUCAAGAGACGAGACGGAACGAGCUCAUCAGAUGAAGAUCCUCGAUAAGCUGCGAGACGAUUCCACCAGAGCUCAGCGAAUGGCUCAAGAGAUCAAAAAGUCCAGAGAAAAGAUUCGGAAGGAACGUAUGAACAAGAUCCGACUUCGAAGAGGUCUAGCGCCGGAACCCGACGAGCCCAUUGAGCCAACGCCGCCGCCUCCGCCUCCCCCGCCUCCACCAUCUCAGCCCUCGCUGCGACCGACCCACUCGACGUCGCACAUCCGACCUUGGGACGAGGGCAAGGAAGUUCAUGGAGUGCCCAUAAGAUUACCGCCUAAGAGGGACUACUUUGAGGAGAAACGCGAGGAGAGACCUGCGGAAUUUGCUCCACCAACCUCCUACAACGAUCGUUAUGGUAGAGCAAGGAGCGAUAACAGGAAGAGGGAGGACGACGUCAGCGAGUUCUUAAGGAACAUCAGGGAAAACAUAUGAGCGCGAGCGUGCAGAGCAAUGCAGCGACUGUAGCGAUUGUACAAAGAAUGUGAAUAUCCUCGGAGAUGUUAAUGAAGCGAAAUGAAAGGAAACCUCGGACACAAUUAUUCGAGUAAGAGAUCUUCGUGCUUUUGUGCACAGAAGUACCGAACGAAGCUGACUCGAAGAGCACAAGCUUCGUGGGGCUUCCAAGGACCCUUCCUGAGGUUCCACUACUAUUCCGAGCUAGCUGUAGUUCCGAGUCAUCUCG